Egretta garzetta (little egret) is the source of this 2481-nucleotide messenger RNA. It is a transcript of the gene SYNGAP1, whose product is annotated as synaptic Ras GTPase activating protein 1. Lineage: Eukaryota; Metazoa; Chordata; Aves; Pelecaniformes; Ardeidae. Bases 1 to 2481 code for a protein of 826 amino acids. The record is from RefSeq and is a predicted model, not a curated record. The transcript has 16 exons. Gene Ontology annotation, biological process: regulation of GTPase activity; negative regulation of Ras protein signal transduction.
AUGGACGCCCCGCCCGCACCCCCCUUCCGGCCCUCGCAAGGCUUCCUGAGCCGCCGCCUGAAGAGCUCCAUCAAGCGCACCAAGAGCCAGCCCAAGCUCGACCGCACCAGCAGCUUCCGGCAGAUCCUGCCCCGCUUCCGCAGCGCCGACCACGACAGGGCCCGGCUGAUGCAGAGCUUCAAGGAGUCGCACUCCCACGAGUCCCUGCUGAGCCCCAGCAGCGCGGCCGAGGCGCUGGAGCUCAACCUGGAUGAGGACUCCAUCAUCAAAGCCGUCCACAGCAGCAUCCUGGGCCAGGAAUUCUGCUUCGAGGUGACCACGGCCUCGGGGACCAAAUGCUUCGCCUGUCGCUCGGCCGCCGAGAGGGACAAGUGGAUCGAGAACUUGCAGAGGGCGGUGAAGCCCAACAAGGACAACAGCCGGCGGGUGGACAACGUCCUGAAGCUGUGGGUGAUCGAGGCGCGAGACCUCCCCCCCAAGAAGCGCUACUACUGCGAGCUGUGCCUGGACGACAUGCUCUACGCCCGCACCACCAGCAAGGCGCGCACCGACAACGUCUUCUGGGGCGAACACUUCGAGUUCAACAACCUGCCGGCCGUCCGCACCAUCCGCCUCCACCUCUACAAGGACACCGACAAGAAACGCAAGAAGGACAAGAGCAACUACGUGGGGAUGGUGAGCAUCCCCAUCGCCAGCGUCACCGGCCGGCACUUUGCCGAGCAGUGGUACCCCCUCAGCCAGCCCAGCGGCAGCAAGAGCAAGGCGGGUUGUCCCGCUCUACGCGUCAAGAGCCGCUUCCAGACCAUGAGCAUCCUCCCCAUGGAGCUCUACAAGGAGUUCGCCGAGUACGUCACCAACAAUUACCGGAUGCUCUGCGCCGUCUUGGAACCCGUGCUCAGCGUCAAGAGCAAGGAGGAGGUGGCCUGCGCUUUGGUGCACAUCCUGCAGAGCACAGGGAAGGCUAAGGACUUCCUGUCGGACAUGGCCAUGACGGAGGUGGAUCGCUUCAUGGACCGGGAGCACCUGAUCUUCCGGGAAAACACCCUCGCCACGAAAGCCAUAGAGGAGUACCUGAAACUCAUCGGCCAGAAAUACCUCAAGGACGCCAUCGGCGAGUUCAUCCGGGCGCUGUACGAGUCGGAGGAGAACUGCGAGGUCGACCCCAUGAAGUGCUCGGCCUCCACCUUGGCUGACCACCAGGCCAACCUCCGCAUGUGCUGCGAGCUCGCCCUCUGCAAGGUGGUCAACUCGCACUGCGUGUUCCCGCGGGAGCUGAAGGAGGUCUUCGCCUCAUGGCGGCUGCGAUGUGCUGAGCGGGGCCGCGAGGACAUCGCCGACCGGUUGAUCAGCGCCUCGCUCUUCCUGCGGUUCCUCUGCCCCGCCGUGAUGUCCCCCAGCCUCUUCGGCCUCAUGCAAGAGUACCCCGACGAGCAGACUGCCCGCACCCUCACCCUCAUCGCCAAGGUCAUCCAGAACCUGGCCAACUUCACCAAGUUUGGCAGCAAGGAGGAGUACAUGGCCUUCAUGAACGAGUUCCUGGAGCUGGAGUGGACCAGCAUGCAGCAGUUCCUCUACGAGAUCUCCAACCUGGACACCCUCACCAACAGCACCAGCUUCGAGGGCUACAUUGACCUGGGCCGCGAGCUCUCCACCCUGCAUGCCCUCCUCUGGGAGGUCAUGUCCCAGCUCAGCAAGGAGGCCCUGCUGAAGCUGGGCCCACUGCCCCGGCUGCUGACGGACAUCAGCGUGGCCCUGCGCAACCCCCACCUGCAGCCAACAGGUGGGGACCCCCGAGAACCCCCCCCCAGCAUCCUCCCAUGUCCUCGUGGUACCCACCACAUCCCCAUGGUAUCUCCACCCUCAUGCUCCGUUGACCUCCAGUCCUACAUGGUGCGGGGCCUCAACAGGUGGUGGACAUGGGGAUAUGGUGGAGGUGGGGGAAAUGGGGGACGUGGUGGGGAUGGGGGAUUGUCCCCAUCACCCGCCCCCCAGGCCUCGCAGACGCCGUCGACGCUGAACCCGGUGAUGCCGGCGGCGGAGCGCACGGUGGCCUGGGUGUCCAACAUGCCGCACCUCUCGGCCGACAUCGAGAGCUCCCACAUCGAGCGCGAGGAGUACAAGCUCAAGGAGUACUCCAAGUCCAUGGACGAGAGCCGGCUGGACCGGGUGAAGGAGUACGAGGAGGAGAUCCACUCGCUGAAGGAGCGGCUGCACAUGUCCAACCGCAAGCUGGAGGAGUACGAGCGGCGCCUGGUGUCGCAGGAGGAGCAGACGAGCCGCAUCCUGCUGCAGUACCAGCACCGCCUGGAGCAGAGCGAGAAGCGCCUGCGGCGGCAGCGUGACCCCGGUGAAGCCUGGCCCCGCAGGCUGAUGCUGCUGGAGCAGGAGCUGCGCAGGGAUCACUUGGGACACUGGGAACCCUUGAGGACAUGGAUCAUGGAUCUGGGGUCACUCAUGUCCUUGUGUCCCCAUGUCCCCUGA